CCACCCGCCGCCGACUCAGGUUUACUCAAUGACAACCAUGGUUGCCGUCCCCCUCAUCCAGCCCCGCUACUCUUCUUACUGCACGCCCUGUGCGACGCCAUAGUUGCAAACGGCUCUGGAAACUCUAAAGCUAGACUGGUUGCUGCUGACCGUUGAUCGCGCUCGACGCCUGACAACGUCCGGGCGGUACUCCAAGCCUUCCCUAGUCUACCACCCUUCAAUUCGUCUCAGAGCAUCAUGAAGAAGAAGGUGUUGCUCAUGGGCGCGUCGGGGAGCGGGAAGACGUCGAUGCGGUCUUUGAUCUUCUCGAACAACCCUGCGUCCCUCACCGCGCGUCUCGGCGCGACGAUCGACGUCGAGCAGAACCACGUCCGCUUCCUCGGCGACCUCAUCCUCAACCUCUGGGACUGCGGCGGCCAGGAUGCAUUCAUGGACACCUACCUUGCGCUGCAGGCGUCCACCAUCUUCCAGCACGUCGGCGUCAUGAUCUACGUCUUCGAGGUCGAGUCGCGCAACAUGCCUAAGGACCUCCAGUACUACCGCGACUGCCUCGCCGCGCUCCAGAAAUACAGCCCCGACGCCGCCGUCUUCCUCCUCGUGCACAAGAUGGAUCUUGCCCGCGGCUCGCGCGCGCAGACUCUCGAGAGGAAGACCCUUGAGCUUCAGCAGGCAAGUGGGGACGUCUCUAUGACCGUGUUCGGGACGAGCAUAUACGACGAGAGCCUGUACAAGGCGUGGUCCCGGAUAGUCCAUACCCUGAUUCCAAACGCUGCCGUCCUCUCCAAGCACCUCACCACCCUCGCGCACGCCUGCAGCGCAACCGAAGUAAUCCUCUUCGAGCGCACCACCUUCCUCGUUAUUGCGACCUCCUCUCCUCCUCCCUCCGCGCCGCCCGUUAGCUCCCCCGUGCUCUCCUCCCCGUCCUCCUCGCAUGCCACAACGAACGGCCUCCUCACGCCGACCUCGCAGGGCUCUCUCCCCGCGCGCGAGCCCGAGCUCGAGGCGGGCGCGGACGCACACCGGCUCUCGCCGACGCGCUACGAGCGGACGUCCGAGCUGAUCAAGGCGUUCAAGCACGCGUGUUCGCGCGUGCGCGAGGAGUUCCACUCGCUCGAGAUGGAGCUGGACGAGUUCACGGCGGUGCUCGACGAGCUCACGAAGAACACGUACGUGCUUAUCGUGGUGCAUGACCCGACAAUAGAGACUGCGGCGCUGAGGAUGAACAUCCGGCUUGCCCGGAAGAAGUUCGAGGAGCUGCAGGGCGAUAGCCUGGUAUCAUAGACGGACUGUAUGCUUUCGGACACGCGCCU
Fomitopsis serialis is the source of this 1310-nucleotide messenger RNA. Its product is annotated as Gtr1/RagA G protein conserved region-domain-containing protein. The record is from RefSeq and is a predicted model, not a curated record. Gene Ontology annotation, biological process: cellular response to starvation; regulation of autophagy; cellular response to amino acid stimulus. Gene Ontology annotation, molecular function: GTP binding; GTPase activity. Gene Ontology annotation, cellular component: fungal-type vacuole membrane; Gtr1-Gtr2 GTPase complex; nucleus. The transcript is spliced from 5 exons. NCBI's taxonomy places the organism in Eukaryota, Fungi, Basidiomycota, Agaricomycetes, Polyporales, Fomitopsidaceae. The coding region runs from base 238 to 1281 and encodes 347 amino acids.